Molecule: messenger RNA, 7706 nt
Organism: Egretta garzetta (little egret)
Lineage: Eukaryota; Metazoa; Chordata; Aves; Pelecaniformes; Ardeidae
Gene: PLEKHB2
Product: pleckstrin homology domain containing B2
Exons: 7
Coding region: 2985-3659 (224 amino acids)
Biological process (GO): regulation of cell differentiation
Cellular component (GO): membrane
Source: RefSeq, a predicted model, not a curated record
AGCCACCUCUCUCGGGCGUUGGCUAAACCAAAGGCAGCUUCGUGGAAAAAAGGCCUGCGUGUAGCUAGUUGUGGAGUCAGAAAGUUCCCAAAAUAGAAAACUUGCUUUGUUUUAAGGGGGAGGGGGGCAGAUAGGGUCACAUUUGAACACUCUCAGCUCUCUGUAGUUCUCUACCCGAAGUUUUGGGAAUGGAGUGACAGUGAGGUGUCAGUGGCCACCGCUGGUGGCCUGGGACUCCGCUCGGUAGCGGCCCUGUGUGGCUGGGCCCCGUCCAUCUACACCGAUUGCAGAAUCGGGUCCAUUGCUAGUUUGACUGCAUUAAUCAAAAUUGCUCUAGUAAUUACAAGCUGCAAGUAGAAACAAUUUGUUCCGAAGUUUGCUUUUCCUACCAGCCAGCUGGGUUUGAGAACAAGAAGUGAACUGGAAUAGACUGUCGGAUAUUCCACAUCAUAUUCUGUGCAAAAAAAGAAAACUGCUGCUCUGGGGAGCAGGAGGGAAUAGUGCCACCCCUUUGCUGCAUUGACUCUUAACUUGUGUUCAGUUUAGGGUGCUACUGCUUUUAGAUUUCAGUCACCAAGGAACUUUUAUUGAGAUUGGUGAUAAACUGAUCUUUGAUAUCUUUGUUUAAAUCCCAUUUUCCAUGUUGGUUUGCACUCAGCUAGUUUACCAAGCAAAUAAUACUCAGUUGCAGCUGAUCUUGCCAGGCUAUAUUCUAGCUCUGCAAAUACUCUUUUUAAAUGUAAUGUGGGUUGAUUGUGAAUACUGCACUGGGCUUCAAGUGAGUGCUUGUGCUUAAAAAGGGCCAGGGAAGAAUAUCUGUUUGUUUUUGCACCUCCUACUUCAGUGCUGACAGAUUGCUCUUUGUGAUUCCUUGCUCUCUAUGCAGAGCUGAAAUUUUGGGUAAUUAAAUUCUGUGUUGGGAAAACGUAGUUGCUGCAUCUGAGCUUACGUGCAAGGUGCUGUAUGGCCACCAAAGCCUGUUUCGCUGUUGUAGGCCUAGAUAGCAGUGAGACAUUUCUGUAAUGGCAGACUUUGGUUGUGAGGCGUUCUGUAACGACAGGCAAAGCUUAAUUCUCCAAGAUAAAUGUUUCCUUCUUCAUUUCUUCCCCUUUAUGUCUCUAGGUUGAAUCUAAUUAUGCUGUUGUGUAAGAGAGUAGGUUUAAAGGCAGCAAUACUCAGUGGCCUAAUCUAGCACUUGCAACAGAACUGAAGUUCAUGCAGGGCUUUACUGGCUCUUAGACUACUCAAAGGUCUCUAGAAAUAUAUAGUGAUUUCACCUUAGUGGGCAAACUAGAAGACAUGGAAGCACCAUUGGAGAGACCCAUUCCAGUGAAACCGAAGAGCAAGAAAACUAUUUCCUUGUAAAGGACAAUCUAGGGGGAAAGGAGCACAUACUGGGGUGGCAGGAGAAUGAGGCUCGGGUCCUUGGUACCGCUUUGCUACUUUGGAAGAAUAAACUGGCCUCUAUUUCUGAAGCUCUCCCUCUGUAGACAGGUGACAACAGCAUGCUUAUACCUCAGAGCAGGACCUGGUGACCAGGAUUAAAGCAGGAUAGGAGUUUGACACUCCCUUUCAAUGGGCUGUCAGCUAAAUGUUUGUUUUCCCAGUGAGCUGGUACAAAAGCCAAGAGUAAGAGGUUUAUCUUGGACUUUGCCUGCAGGUGGCUCUCACCAUCACACCUGAGUCUGUGCUGGAUGUGGCAUUCCUUCAAUAUGAAAUCCUGCUGGCUAUAGUCUUUACUUGUGUGAUACAGAAUUUGCUGUACAGAGCUACAAGUAAUAUCAAACAGAUGGCAUAUAUACAUCUAUGAGAAAAUAAGUGGGUGCUUACUAACUUUAUAUUUUACUAGAAGAUAACAAAAGUCUCUUCUCUUCCUCCCUCCCCCCCAGCUUUAAACACUUUCCUUGAGUGGGAGGAGUUCCUCUGUCUAUCAAAUCUACUAUGCCACCUUCCCCCCCCCUCCUGCUGCUGCUGCUACAAGUAGAAUGUUAUCUGGUAGGUUUAAGUAUCUGUCUCUCAUAUUGGCUUACAAGCCCCACAAAUAAUUUCUAAAAAAGGCAGCCUUCUCAAGGGAGGCUUAAAAUGCUUCUGUUCUUGCUUUUCUAGUUCAGUGGCAUCCAGAUAGUUAUGUUUUUAUUAAUCCAUUUUGGAAAAAUAGUCAGAACACCAUUAGCAUAAAACAAAAACUCAUCCUCCAACACAUCCUAUGCUUGAUCUCUCUUCUUUAGCAUGCUCAUAAACCAGAGUGCAGUGGCCAAGUGCUUAAUGUCAUGUGUGACAACGUGAAUUUAAUGCAGAGUCCUUCCCAUGCCAUUUCAAGCUUCAUUUAAAAGCUGAGGAGAAACGAGAAUCUCACUUUAUGGGCUUAACUUAUUUCAAUUAAUCUUGCAGGGGGGAGCUAGUGACAAUUUGGAAGAAAUACAAGUCAUAAAAACAGCUUUCUCCUUCCUGUUUAAGAUUAAACUGUUUCAGCUUUUGUUUCCGCUGGACUUUGAGCCAGUGAAUGAAAAAAACAGAAGAGGAAGUAUAGAAAAAGGGAGAUGAGGAAGAAGUGAGGGAGCUUAGUAACUUUAGACGGCAGAAUACAGGAAGCACAUGUAUGUCAGGAGAACAACUUUGAAAGGAACUGGUGGUGAGUCAGGAAGCAGUCACUCCAGUCUGUCCCUUCCCCAUGUUGCAAGAGUGGUAGCUGUAAGCCUGUGCGUUUCCCAAUUAAACCUAAAAGUGGUCUCUUGACAGUCACAUUGGAUUGCUACAAUUGCACAUUUGUUCCAUUUGUUAAGUCCUGGAAUAGUAGUUGUGCCUUACUGAGUGUCUUCAGCUGAGAUCUACCACCUUGUCUCUCUGCAAUACUAGCUGGGUACCUAUGGCUAUAAUGUAUGAUAUUAUACCUGGAGAUGCCUCUUUCUAAUGUAUUAUUGUGGAAUACUGAAACUGCUUUUCUCCCCCCCACCUUCCUCUUCUGUGCACCAGAAUAAGCAACGAUGGCAUUUGUGAAGAGCGGAUGGCUGCUCCGGCAAAGUACUAUUUUACGACGUUGGAAGAAGAACUGGUUUGACCUGUGGUCGGAUGGACGCUUAAUAUUCUAUGAUGAUCAAAAUCGCCAUGAUAUAGAAGAUAAAAUCCACAUGCGAAUCCAUUGCAUUAACCUCAGAGUGGGGAAUGAAUGUCGAGAUUUCCAGCCUCCAGAGGGGAAGCAGAGAGACUGUUUACUGCAGAUUGUUUGCCGUGAUGGGAAGACAGUCAACCUCUGUGCAGAGAGUGCAGAUGACUGCCUGGCAUGGAAAAUUGCUCUUCAGGAUGCCAGAACAAACACAGGCUACGUGGGAUCUGAUGUGAUGUAUGAUGAGACAGCCAUUUCCUCAGCCCCUCCUCCCUAUACAGCUUAUGCCACACCAUCACCUGAGGUUUACGGCUAUGGCUACGAUCAGUACAAUGGUGCAUAUCCCCCUACUGGUCCUCAAGUCUUUUAUGCCUCCAAUGGACAAGCUUAUGCUGUUCCUUAUCAGUAUCCAUACCAAGGACCUUAUGGCCAACCCCCUGCAAACCAUGUCAUCAUUCGAGAGCGUUACCGUGACAGCGAUGGAGAUCUUGCACUGGGGAUGCUUGCUGGAGCAGCGACCGGAAUGGCUCUGGGAUCAUUAUUCUGGGUCUUCUAGAUUACCUGUUCCUUAUCUUUGUAGUUCCAAAAACCUUUAUUUGUGCAAUAAUAUAUUGGCAAUGUUGUCUACUGUUAAACUUUAAGAAAUGCAAUAGUUAUUUUUUCAGUAGUGAUAUCUUAAUAACUGAUUCUUAACUGUCCUAAGGAGAGUUUAAAGGCACCAUUUAGUUAAGUGGUUGGAGAUGGCAUGUGCUGCUUUUGAAUUCUGCUCUGAUGCUUGGAGUUACAGGGAUUUGUACUGGUACAGAUCAAUAUGAGCACCACUGUAACAUGGUAGCAGUCACCAGCUUUAUGAACAGACUGUUACUGUAAAUGCCAUAGAAAAAAUGUUUUUUUGGGAUGGUCUAAAAUCUGGUCCAAAUAGGAGGUUUACAGGAGCCCUGCAUUAGUAUGUGUGUUCUACUGGUUUUUGAACGUUCCCUGGACAAACAUACAGCUCAGCAGAAACUCCUUGGCAUUAGGUAGUGUGCCAUGUUUGAGGAUUUUUUUGUUUUCAAACUUGCCUGCAGAUGGUAGUGUGUUUUCUCAGAUGGAAUCCUAUACCUGUCUCUCACACCAUCCAGGUGAAGUUGUCUUUGAUAACGUAUAAGCAAACCACUAAGAAGCGGCAGCACUCCUCAGUUCUUUUAUUCUCCCAGAAAUGUGAAUGACCAGUGGCAAGGAAGACCGAUGUUUGUUGUUCCAUCUCCCUCUCUAUCCUGAAUCACUCCACUCUGGCCAGAUGGAAGUAAUGGAUCUUUAGCUUUGCAAGUGAUCUUCCUCAUCUGUAGGACAGUCGCCUCAGACACUGUACCAACUGCAUUGCAGAUGAAGAGGCCAUUGUCUAGUGUCUCUGCUCAUUACUGCUAUUGCUCUGCAGAGUCUGCAGGAGGAAAAGUAACUUGAACAACCCUUACCCUGUUGAGCUUACCAGAACCCCUCUGCAGGCAGUAAUAGUCAAGAAGGGAGAGACAAACAGCACAAGUAGACCUUGCACACAGGCACUUUGAUAUCAGUUGCCUUGCCAUGGCUAGCAUAGAAUGUCUGCCUCUUAGCCUCCAAGGUUUCCUGAACCAGGUUAAUUAUUUGCAACUAGUUUUAAGCACAGCUGAGCCUGGGUUUGUUUUAUGCACCCUUCCUUUCGCAUUCAAGCACAUCUUUGUUUCCCUCCAUGACUUGUUAAGGAAAACACUCCAAGGAACCUGGCUGGCUUAUGCUUGUAUGUCUGGUUCCUUCUACAAUGUGCUCCUGCAGGCUGCUGCGCUAUGGAUUGUAACCUGGAGUACAACUGUUAUGUGUGUUAUGUGGCCUGUUACCUUAUCCUGUUAUAAUCCACGCUGAGCUGUGCUUGGCAGGGGAAAGAAAGCUCUGAAGAAAUGCACAUGCUUUUUUAUUCAGGUAAAAGAGGCAGGGUGCCUAAGUUGAGUUCUUUAUAGUGAGAGGACUUAUUUUUAUAAUUCUACUUUCAGCUUCCUGUAUUCAUACUGUUUUAAUACGUUAAGUCUUACGCUUUGAUUCAGAAGUCAGUUGAUUUCCUUAAGGUUCAUGGGGUUUCAGGUAUGUCAGGAAAGAUGAAAAUAGAUGAGAACUUGCACCCAUAUAAAUUUAGAUCAAGCCCCAACCUUUUUAAUUUCAUCCUAAAGCUGUGUUGGCUCUAUACUACGUAUUUAAGCAACAGAGGUUGUGGACAAGAGUUUGGGUAGCAGCCGGGGAAGCACUAAGCUUUCACGACUCUUAGGACUGACCCAACAAACUGAAAUCAUCAGAAGGAAACAGACAGAUGUAAUCUUGGCUGUGUUACUAAAAGCAGGCCUAUCCAGAGAAUGUAAACUUCUUUCAAGAAACUUUGGUUUGGAGCGGUACAUCAAUGUGCAUGCAUGUCCUUUCACAGAUUAAUACAAGCUGUAUGUGUUCUGCCAGUGGUAUGUACUGAAAAGACUUGCUGGAGGUUCAAAAGAAGACUGUAGCUAAAGUUUCAUAAUGCUAGUCCAAACCAAAAGGAAUUGGAGUACACUACUGAAGUUCUCUUAGAGGCCUGGUACCCCCAAGGUCAGAAAGAGAUGGUGACUAUCUGGAACUUAAGUGAACAAACAUUUCUACCCUUUUUAAGCCUUGAAAUAACCUUGAAGCUGAUUACAGGCCUACACUGCUGUUCAGUUUGCGCUUUGCAAUAUAACUAGUUCUGCAGAAUGCCUCCAUUUCCUCUUCUCCCUAUGUGAUAUUUAGCUUGUAAGGGGUGGGGGAGAAUAAAACAAUUGAACAUCAUUGUGAUUUCUUUAAAAUUUCAUAAUGAUUGUGAAAGAAUAAUAUGAGGUGAAUCAGCUCAUAAUUUAUUUUAAGUUCAGAGUUUUAUUGUGUGGUUUUUGGGGGGCUUUUUGUGUCAGAGCUGUUGAUCACAGCAGGGGAACCUGUCUUGUGCUGUCAGGAGAUAACUGUAUCUAGAUCCCCAGUUUCUUCAAGUGAAGUAUGCAAGAUAAAGACUGUUGAUUGCAAAACACUCCUGGGUUGAAUUCAAAGCAAGAAAUGAUCUUUUUAAAAGUUCAAAUUUAAAUAAGUCUCUGUUAAAAAAAAAAUAACCUUAGCCCUUCUCAAGGGGAAAGAAAUUUACAAAUUGAAGCAGAAGAUUCUAGUUCUAUCUUGGUAACAAUAGGCUGCUUUUAUAGAAAAAUCAUGAGCUACUUUUUUAUCCUAGUAGCAUAGACAUUUAGAAGCUAGAAAGCAAAUGUACAAAACUGCUAGAGCAUAAAAUCAAGAGAGUAGUUAUCUUAUUGCAGGUGCUUGUAGCCUUCCUGAUCUCACUGCAGAAAUAGAAGUGGAAAUGUCUUGGUGCACAGAGCAGCAGCAUGGGGAUUGCCCCUUGAAUUCACUGGUUAAAGCUCAGAGAUUUCUUUCGAAGGAACAGAGUGGAGAUUUGGUCAUACCUGUAAUAAUAUCUGGCUGGAUACAUAGUCAUGACUAUACAGCCUUUCUCUGCCCAGUCCAGUACUUCAUAUAUCUGCCAUUUGUGUAGAUGCUGAUGUGAGCUGAAGGAGCAGGGCCAGAGUCGAUUUCAGGGCUUGGAGGGACUGCCAUGCCAGCUUCUGCAGAUAGGCAAUACCACAGUGAUGCGAAGAGGUAGUGGGUAUGGCAAGAGCAUUUUCAAAACAGAUUGAAAUGAUAGUCCUAAACAGGUGUUUGUUUCCAAAUGGUGCUAUUCAUGAUGCUGUGAUUUCAAUUACACCUGCAUAGCACCCAAGCACACACUUCCCUGCCCAGGGCCCAACACUUGAGCUCCCUAAAGCUAUGGGAGGUCCACAGCCACUACAGUGCCACUGUUUUCUGCAGUGCACACUGUCAGUUAAGGAUGACCAAAUCUGUUGUGUAGCAGUUACAGUCUGUUCAGAAUUAAACGGCAGUGCUGACAGAAGCCAUGAGUCUGUGUGUUCAUCUGUGACUAGUUACUUUGGGAUUCUCAGUUGUAGACAGCUGGAUGGAGCCAGGCAUCCAGAGAGUGGGGUGAGAAUGCUUGGCCUGGUAAUUGAAGGGGUGAACCAGGGCCCCCUCCCAAGUUCUUAGUUACCUAUGAAAAUAUAGCUGUUGGUUUCUUUUGCUUAAAACGUGGGGGGCUAGGGAGCCAGCCUCUUCUAUUGAGUGGGUAAAGGCUUAUGAACUAGGGAGGAAAGGAUAGAAAGUGUUAAUGUUCAGAGCAACUGCACUGACUUUUGGCAAAGACACAUCUUUUCUAGUGCUGAAGCACAUUCUGAGCUGUGUCUAGAUGGAGCUACCCUAAAUGUCACACAAUACUGGCUUCCUUUUGUUUGUUCUUCGGUGAAGAUUCAAUAGGUGAUGGAACCAGCUAAGCAAGUCAAGUAAAAGAAGAUUCACACCCAUGUUCUUCAAAUUGUGUGUGGCUUCUCCUCCUCAUGAUAUGACUAAGAUAGGUACAUGUAAGUCAUGGAGGGUAGCGUGCAGCAAAUGUUUCCCCCCUCCCUGAUCCUUCAUGUUCUUGUGCACUCUUUAUCUUAAUUGCUGUUUUACUAUAUGUCCUCAUUCUCAUUAUUAAUUUAUAGCAAAAUAGCCUUAGCAA